UCCGCGAGAGGAAGCGCCUCCAUUUUGGGCCGCCCGAAGCGCUCUCGGCGGCUCUCCGCGCCGGCGGCCUCCGCUGCGCUCUUCUCCCUGCCUCCUUCCCUCCGGGCGGCGCCGCUCGUGGCCGGGGGCGAUGGCGGCCGAGAGCCGGGAGGAAAAAGAUGGUGAACUGAAUGUUCUGGAUGACAUUUUGACUGAUGCACCUGAUCAUGAUGAUGAGCUCUACAAUCCUGAUAGCGAACAAGAUAAAAGUGAGAAAAAGGGAUCCAAAAGGAAAAGUGAACGGAUGGAAUCAGUUGAGAGCAAAAAACAAAAGCCUGCUGUACAUUCUUCAAGACAGAUGUUGCCCAAACCUCCAAGCUCCUCUGUUGGCAGCCACAAGAGAAUAGUGAGCACAAAAGGAAAGCUGGUAUUGGAAUACAAGAGUGAGGAAUAUCAGAGGUCUGACAGGAACAAGCGGCCAGAAGGGGACAGGAAGGCCCGCAUGACGAGCAGCAGCUCAAGAGACCCCUAUAAAGGGCAGCCUGAAAAGGCAGGUAUCAGGAAAAGGGAUGCUGACAGAAGGGCCAAGUCUCCGACUCCAGGUGCCUGUGAGGUAAGUAACCGCUCUGGCGGCUGUAUGGAGGCGGCCCUCUUUGAAGCAGGCGCUCAGAGCUCUCGUGGUAUUCUGACCGUGAGUGCUGGGGGCGGUGCCUCUACUGGAUGUCCUUUCUCUGAGCAGCAGCAGAGGCUGAGGCACGAUGUGGAGAGGCGGCCAAGCAGGUCCAGCCACUCCUCGAAGGAAGAGCUGCACUCUGAGGAAUACGGCUCCGAUCACGAAACAGGCAGCAGUGGCUCCUCUGACCCAGGCAAUACUGAGGAGGAAGAGGAAGAGGAGGAGGGAAUGGAGGAGGAGGAAGAAGAGGAAGAGGAGGAGGAUGGGGAGGAGGAGGAGGAGGAAGUGGAAGAAGAUGGAGAUGAUGAAGAAGAAGAUUAUGACCAAGAUGAGAGGGAUCAGAAGGAGGGAAAUGACUACGAUACGCGAAGCGAAGCCAGUGAUUCUGAUUCUGAGUCGGCCUCCUUUACUGAUGGGUCAGUCAGAUCCGGCUCAGGCACAGACAUAUCAGAUGAAAAAAAGAAGGAAAGGAAAAGAGCAAGAGGCAUCUCUCCAAUUGUUUUUGACAGAAGCGGAAGCUCUGCGUCAGAGUCAUAUGCAGGUUCAGAAAAGAAGCAUGAGAAAUUAUCAUCUUCCGUUCGUGCUGUCCAAAAAGACCAAACUAGCAAACUUAAAUACAUUCUCCAAGAUGCAAGAUUUUUUCUUAUCAAAAGUAACAACCAUGAAAAUGUCUCGCUUGCCAAAGCAAAGGGCGUCUGGUCAACUCUCCCCGUCAACGAGAAGAAGCUCAAUGCUGCCUUCAGAUCAGCCAGGAGCGUCAUCUUGAUAUUUUCUGUGAGAGAGAGUGGGAAAUUCCAAGGGUUUGCAAGGCUUGCUUCUGAGUCGCAUCAUGGUGGAUCCCCCAUACACUGGGUACUGCCUGCAGGGAUGAGUGCAAAAAUGCUUGGAGGCGUGUUUAAAAUAGAUUGGAUUUGCAGGCGUGAAUUGCCCUUUACUAAAUCUGCUCACCUGACAAAUCCUUGGAAUGAACAUAAGCCAGUCAAGAUUGGACGUGAUGGGCAGGAAAUUGAGCUUGAAUGCGGAAGCCAGCUUUGUCUCCUCUUCCCUCCUGAUGAAAGUAUUGACUUGUAUCAAGUCAUUCAUAAAAUGCGGCACAAGAGAAGAAUGCACUCUCAGCCCCGGUCAAGAGGACGGCUGUCGCGUCGAGAGCCGGUCCGGGACGUGGGAAGGCGUCGACCAGAGGAUUAUGAUAUUCAUAACAGCAGAAAGAAACCAAGGAUUGAUUAUCCUCCUGAGUUUCACCAAAGACCAGGGUAUUUAAAGGACCCCAGGUACCAAGAAGUGGACAGACGAUUUUCAGGAGUCCGGAGAGAUGUCUUUUUAAAUGGGUCUUACAAUGACUAUGUGAGGGAGUUCCACAACAUGGGGCCGCCACCUCCCUGGCAAGGAAUGCCUCCCUACCCAGGUAUGGAACAGCCUCCUCAUCACCCGUACUACCAGCAUCAUGCUGCCCCGCCCCAGGCUCACCCUCCUUACUCUGGGCACCAUCCCAUACCACACGAUGCACGAUACCGGGACAAGCGAGUGCAUGACUAUGACAUGCGGGUUGAUGACUUUUUACGUCGGACACAAGCUGUGGUCAGUGGCCGGAGAAGCAGACCCCGCGAGCGUGAGCGAGAUCGUGAGCGGGAUCGCCCUCGAGACACCAGGAGAGAGAGAGAGCGGGGCCGAGACAGAGAGAGGGAGCGAGAGAGGAUUUGUGAUCGGGACAGAGACAGAGGAGGAGAACGCGGAAGAUACAGAAGAUAAUGCACUGGGAAAUGGCAGUUACUUGAAAAGGAGCAAACGCUUGUAUAUUGUGUGUUUACUGGUAGUAAACUUUUAUUUUCCUCUGUCUACCUACUUGGUUGUAUGAAAGGAUUUAUAACUGGCCCUUGUUUCAAGCAUGCAGAAAGCUGUGAACUGGAAUACUCCCCAUCAGCCAAAAAAAUGCAAAGCUUGAUCUUUGAGUUGAUGAUUUUCAUUGGAGCAGUUUUGGCAAACAGCUUAAAAGUGUAGAUAAUUGAAUUAUCUCUAAGUGUUCUUCUUAACAGUAAUAUAAUCAUAUAUUUCUUUGAAUAUCUGUUGAUAACUGCCACAAUAUUUUUGCUUUAAUAUUUUCUCCUCUAGUCCUCAUGAAAAGUGCUGCUAUCGAGUAUGCAAAUACUGAGUGAGAUGGCGUGGCUGUUUACGGCAGUGUUGGAUCAGCCCCCUCUUUUUCUUUGGGGGGGGGCGUGUGUGUGUUUUAACCUCUGUAAAAGUCAUGCUUGUCCAAUAAUGAAAGCAAUAUUAAGACAACAAUAUUGAUAUCUAAUUUUUAACCUUUUUAAAGAGUGUUUCUGUAUCCUGCUGGCAAUUUGGGUCAAUGCAGUUUAUUUGCCUCUCUCACUCCCUCCCUUUCUUCCCCUGAAAUGUCCACAUUGUUUGGAAUGUCCUUGUUCAUUUGUGUAUGUGAGCAGAAAAUAUUGCUGUAUUUGACAUUGAUACCAUUUCUUUUCUUUUUUAUAAUAAACUGGUAUAACAAUUGA
Molecule: messenger RNA, 3159 nt
Organism: Eublepharis macularius
Lineage: Eukaryota; Metazoa; Chordata; Lepidosauria; Squamata; Eublepharidae
Gene: YTHDC1
Product: YTH N6-methyladenosine RNA binding protein C1
Exons: 16
Coding region: 131-2401 (756 amino acids)
Biological process (GO): regulation of alternative mRNA splicing, via spliceosome; mRNA splicing, via spliceosome
Cellular component (GO): nucleoplasm
Molecular function (GO): N6-methyladenosine-containing RNA reader activity; mRNA binding
Source: RefSeq, a predicted model, not a curated record